GCUCCAUAAAGGUUCGGUGCCACCGGCAGCCCCGGGAGCGGCGGGAUGCGGGUGCCCGUGUGGCUGUGCUGGUUGGGGGCUGCGCUGGGGGCGGCGGGGCGCAGCCUGCCCCGGCUCCGCCUGACCUACCGCGAGCUUUUGAGCACCAACCGCUCUGUCCUCUUCGUUGGCCACCGAGGGUUCCUGGGCUUCCGCACCCUCUACCUGGAUGAGUACCGCGACCGGCUCUUCAUCGGGGGGAAGGAUGUGCUCUACUCCCUGCUCCUGGAUGGGGCCAGCGCAGAUGCCAAGGAGAUCUACUGGCCACCUCUCCCUGGGCAGACAGAGGAGUGUCUUUGGAAGGGGAAGGACCCAGGGACUGACUGCGCCAACUAUGUCCGUGUGCUGCACCCCUACAACCGGACGCACUUGCUGGCCUGUGGGACAGGUGCCUUUCACCCCAUCUGUGCCUUCAUCUACGUGGGGCUCCGCGGUGAGCACACCUUCAGCCUGGACCCCACCAGCGUGGAGACCGGCCGGGGCAGGUGCCCGCAUGAACCCAGCCGGCCUUUCGCCAGCAUGGUCAUCGGUGGGGAGUUGUACGCUGGCCUCACCGCAGAUUUCCUGGGCCGCGAUCCUGGCAUCUUCCGCAGCAUGGGUGCCCGCUCGGCCUUGCGCACCGAGGUGGACCAGCGCUUACUCAACGACCCCAAAUUUGUGGCAGCACACUUAAUCCCGGACAACAAUGACCGAGACAACGACAAAGCCUAUUUCUUCUUCACGGAGAAGGUGGUGGAGGCGGACAGCAAGGAGCAUGCCAUCAUCAGCCGCGUGGCACGGGUCUGCGUGAAUGAUGCUGGAGGCCAGAGGGUGCUGGUUAACAAGUGGAGUACCUUCAACAAAGCCCGGCUGGUGUGCUCUGUCCCUGGGCCUGGUGGCAUUGACACCCACUUCGAUGAGCUUGAGGAUGUCUUCUUGCUGAGGACGAAGGAUGGGAAGAGCCCGGAGGUCUACGCCCUCUUCAGCACCAUCAGCCAUGUCUUCCAGGGCUCUGCUGUCUGUGUGUACCGCAUGGCUGACAUCCGAGAGGUCUUCAACGGGCCCUUUGCCCACCGGGAGAGCCCCCACCACCAGUGGGGUGCCUACGAGGGCAGGGUGCCCUACCCACGGCCAGGCGUGUGCCCCAGCAAGACCACCAACCAGCCACGGCGGCAGUAUGGCACCACCAAGGACUUCCCCGAUGAGGUGCUGCACUUCGCCCGCGCUCACCCCCUCAUGUACAAGCCCGUGUACCCUUGGCACCGCCGGCCCCUCCUAGUGAAGACCGACCUGCCCUACCGCCUGCGCCAGCUGGUGGUGGACCGAGUGGAGGCUGAGGAUGGGCAGCAUGAUGUCCUCUUCCUUGGGACAGAUGCUGGCUCUGUGCUGAAGGUGGUGGUCCUGCAGAAGACAAGCUCGGCCAUGGCUGAGGAAGUUGUCCUGGAGGAGAUGCAGGUUUUUAAGGUGCCUGUGCCCAUCACCCAGAUGGAGAUCUCCGUCAAGCGUCAAAUGCUCUACGUGGGCUCCAGCGUGGGGGUGGCUCAGGUCCGGCUGCACCGGUGUGAGACCUAUGGCAAGGCUUGUGCCGAGUGCUGCCUGGCCAGGGAUCCCUACUGUGCCUGGGAUGGCACUGCCUGCACCCGCUACCAGCCCUCUGGCAAGCGCCGCUCUCGCCGCCAGGAUGUCCACCAUGGCAACCCUGUGCACCAGUGUCUGGACCAGAACCUGACUGUGGAUGAUUUUGAGAACGUUGAGCAGAAGGUGCUUUAUGGAGCUGAGGACAACAGCACCUUCCUGGAGUGCACCCCCCGGUCCCCGCAGGCCAGCGUGCAGUGGUUCGUCCAGAGGCCCCCCGAUGAGCAGCGGGAUGAGCAGGUAAAGACGGAUGAGCGGAUCCUGCAGACGGAGCAAGGGCUGCUCUUCCGCAAGCUGCACCGCCAUGACGCCGGCGUCUACUACUGCAAGACACUGGAGCACGGCUUCACCCAGACGGUGGCCAAGACGGUGUUGGAGGUGAUCACCAGCAAGCAGCUGGCACACACCUUCCCUCGGGAGCGGGGGGAUGAGCGCCCUCCUUGCCCUGAGCCCUGGAUGAUGCCACAAGCUCCCAAAACCUGGUUCAAGGACAUCAUGCACCUCGUCAGCUCUCAAAACCUGCGGCGGGUGGAGGAGUAUUGCACUCGCCUCUGGUGUGGCAGCCACCACCACCACCGUAAGAGCAAGCUGGCCCAGACCAAGCAUGCCCUGGUUGGCAUGGAUGUGGGCAAGAAGAAACGAGCGGCCAAACCUCACAGUGAGAGAGCCCGCGUGCCCCGGCAAGCAGCGGCCACUUAGAGAGAGCAGGGUAAUGGACGUGGGGUGGUCAGGGGUGAGGACCAGCUCCCUGAGCUGCUGGUGGCCCCAGGGGACUCCUGUCUUGGCAGCUGGCUUGCAGCGGCGCCAGUCUGGUCCCACCAUCCUCCUGGAUGCAGUGGAUGAGACGCCAGGGCUGGCUCCUGGGCAGGUCCCCGUCGCCCUCAGCGGCUGCAGGGCUGCCUCUGAACUGGUGGUGGGACACAUCAGCCCCUCAGCUCGGCACUGUGGUGGGUUGGGGCUUGGCAUGAGCGGUCCCACCAUGGUGCCGUCAUCCUAGGGAGCUUGCUGGCUGGCUUUCUCUGCAAAUAAAGAAGCUGAGCGCGGCGCUGUGGGGAGCAGCUGACAGCUCCAAGCUCUUUCCACGCCAGCACAGGGCCUGGGAACGAUGAUGCCUGCUUUCACAGAGGAGGAAAAACUGACCAUCGCCCCAAAAAGCCUCCAGGAUGAGCCUUGUCAUCCACUGUGCCUGAGGAGCUGGAGACAGGUCCUGUUCCCCAGGGGGGACAGAGGUCCCUCCAACCUCCCCUGUGGCACCAGGACAUGCUCAGCCAACCCAUGUCUGGGUGCAGCUCCCCUCUUCCUCUCUGUCCCCCACCAACAAUGACCGUUUUAGGGCUGGGCAAGGUCAGGGAGGAAAAGCAAACGGCUGUGGGCAGGUUAGACUCGUUCCUGGGUAAACACGGGAGAGGCAGUGAUGCCACCGCGGUCACUGUUCCCCGGGUGGCAGUGAGGACAUGCAGCAGAAGUUGGCCCCAGCACAGUUUCGGGGGGCUGUACCCCAGGUUUGGGUGCUUGGUGGAGCAGGGCUGGGUUGGGGGAGCUUGGUGGAGCUAAACCAGCACCCCAGGCUUCCCCCAGCUGCAGGGGUCUCAGGGGGUUGGAGGUGCGUGGGGAGCACCCGCAGGCUGCCAGCACUGUCCCAGGCUGCCAGCAAGGUGCUCGCUUGCUUUCCUCACCCGACGCGAGCUCAGCCUCACCGGGUCAGCCUGGGGUGAUAAAGAUCUCCCCCUUCCUGAGGCAGGGCAGCCCCACACAAUGGUGUGAACCGUGGCCCUGCCGGCAAGGGCAUUGUUCGGCAGCAGAGGAACGGGAAAGAAAAAUAAUAAUAAUAAUAAUUAAACCCCCUAAAUAGCUUGCGCAAAGCCAGGUCAUGAUAUCAUCGCUCCUCCCCCUCUGUGUGUGUGUGUGUUUGUCCUGCAGCAGCGGAGCCCUGCAGUGCCUUCGAAGAGAGCAAAGUCCCCCAGCAGCUCUGUCCUGCCCCAUGGUGCACCCACAGAAAUCAGUCCCGAGCAUCUUCUCCAGCUCCCCAUCCCACCCAUCCUGCAAACUCAAGACUGUCUCCUGGGAUGGGAGAGCUGUGGUGGGGCUGGCGAGCCAGGACAUGUCCUGCCGGGAGGGAAGCAGAGCUGGUACCGCUGAUUUAUGGGUCAGACUGGAGCCAAACACGUGGGUUUGGUUAAUCGCAGGCCUGGGGGGCACAGAAGGACAAGCAACAAGCACAGACAAGGAGGGACCUGCGUGUAAAGCCAGAAAUAAGA
This is a messenger RNA of Cuculus canorus (common cuckoo), 3911 nucleotides long. RefSeq names its product semaphorin 3G (gene SEMA3G). NCBI's taxonomy places the organism in Eukaryota, Metazoa, Chordata, Aves, Cuculiformes, Cuculidae. Bases 46 to 2352 code for a protein of 768 amino acids. Gene Ontology annotation, molecular function: semaphorin receptor binding; chemorepellent activity. Gene Ontology annotation, biological process: positive regulation of cell migration; neural crest cell migration; negative chemotaxis. The transcript has 16 exons. The record is from RefSeq and is a predicted model, not a curated record.